Messenger RNA from Trichoderma atroviride IMI 206040, 5475 nucleotides. RefSeq lists its product as uncharacterized. Gene Ontology annotation, molecular function: structural constituent of nuclear pore. Gene Ontology annotation, biological process: protein import into nucleus; RNA export from nucleus. Lineage: Eukaryota; Fungi; Ascomycota; Sordariomycetes; Hypocreales; Hypocreaceae. Gene Ontology annotation, cellular component: nuclear pore inner ring. The record is from RefSeq and is a predicted model, not a curated record.
AUGGCGCCGGUGUCCGAUAGCAAUUAUUUCCCCUCCGUGGGACAGUGCCUCUCUGGGGAGAAGGAGCUUGUGUCUUGGAAGCUUGUCGCCACCGCGCUUUCAGACGGUGCCGGGCAGAGACAGAAGAGCUCUGCCAUCACAAAGUUCUUCGAUGACGACUACGUCCGUGGCCUCUUGCGCGAGCCGUCGACCGCGUUUGCGCCGCCGGACGAGGCCACAAACAAGGACUUCGAGACCAAGACGGCACCAAUCAACGUGACCUCAGCCUCGACCGAUCGGCACGACAUAAACGUUUUCAAGGAGGAUGCAAAGUGGCUCAGCAGGAAUGCCAAGGUCAACUUGGUAGCUGCUCUGCGAGUUGUCAUCAUCGAGUACCAGUCCCGUUCUUCAAGGCACCUUUUGGGCCCUCUAUCAUCCCACGAUGCUGCCAAUCUUCAAGAAGCUGCAGGCUUGCAAAAUGGCCAGGGAGCAGCAUUCUUAUCUGAGAUGGGCGCUUCUGCAGCGUUAGAUGCCGACGAGAUUUCAGCAGAAUUCGAAAACUCGGAGUCGAAAAAGCGUCGCCUGUUCGAUACCCUGUUGACCGAACGUCGAUUCUUCAUAAUGGCUGCGGACUAUGCAACCUCCAUCAAAUUGUACAAACGUCUUCCUAUUUUCGCCCCUGGAGAUGACAGUAUUGCCGAUUUAUAUAAACUGAAGAAGCCGUCUGCUCAGCUACGCGAUGAGAUGGAAGAUCUGCUGCCGGCCUAUUUGGGCAUUGUAGCCAGCAGCAUGAGUGGGAUCGAGGCCGGCAUGAGAGCCUUUACAGAUGAAGCCUUGCUUCUUAACGACGAAGUAGAGCUUGAUUGGCUUCGAAGUCUCCUGACUGAGAUUGUUCACAGCCUGUCCGUGGUUCUUCAAGUAGUAGACUGUUAUGGAAACGACUUCCCUCCCUCUGGAGCCAUCAACCAAUGGUUUUCCCUAAUGGAAAUCUAUGGCUUCUUCGAUUCCAUUCAGCCAAUCGACCAAAUCACUGCUGAGCUCAUAAUGCCCAUGAAAGCCUUAGCUUCAGCCAUAUCGAUUAGCUUGCUUAAACCCGCAAAGGCACUCGCAUAUCUGUCUGACCGAGACGAAGAUCCGGCACAGGCUGAUGAUGUAUAUGAUUCUUACUUGCUCUCGCCGGAUGUCCUAGAACAGAUUCACAAAAGCAUCUUGGACGCGGCUGGCCUCGACUCUGAAACUGCCUGCCCCAUCAUUUUCACCUGGUCAUUUAUCCUUCAUCGACUCAACGUAUCUUAUCAAACCAGAUCUGAUAGAAGAGACAAUUUGAUUCAGCAGAGCGCCCGAGAAAGAUUUGAAACUCGAAGUGUGAUGCGCACGCCUACCGGAGGACGGCGAAACUCAGCUGGGAGCAUAUAUUCCAUUGAAUCGUCAAAAUUCGAUGGAUUUCUCGAAAACGCAUCAACCCCUAGAGAUAUGCAGGUAGUCGAGCAACUCGCAGCGGUCGCCACGGUUCAAGGCCGAGUCUUUGAUGUAAUGUCGAAGAUGACCCAAACUCUGGGCCCGUCUGUAGACGGUAGCAUGUCACCGCUAAUCAGCUCACGCCUUCGAGUAAUCUUCCUAGAGCUUUUGAAGGUUUCCUAUCCCUUUGUUGGAUACCAGUCGGACUCUGUGAGCUGUCUGCUCUCCCUUCUUUCUCCUGGAUGCGGUUACUGGGACUUAUCUGCAUUGCAAAACUUGCCCCCAUCCCAAGACUUCCACGCAUCCGUGCUACAGGAUGACCUGGCCAUGGAUUUCUUUUUCCAACAGGCCCUUGACCGAUAUCCUUACGAGUUCCUCCCUUUUAUCACGCUAUGCCGGACGCUUUGCACUGCGUCAGAGCAGAUUCAGGAUGAUAGAACUGAAGUUAUUCUGGAUCUUCUCCGCCAGACUCCAACGAUUACAUUUACACUACCUGAUUCGUUUCAAGAAUAUGAACUAGUCCAGGAAGACGAGAAUACAAAUUCGUUUUGCCUUUUGGAGGAGCUUCCUUUGAUCACUUUGUCAUCUGCAUGGAGCCGGAGGUUCAUCGAAGAUGACGCUUAUAGAAUACCGGUAGGCACAUAUGGGCGAUUUAUCACAGAUACCGGUCGUGUUGUCUUGAUGGAAUAUUCUCAUUCAACUCUGUCCCUCCUGGGACGGCGGUUAGAGAUCAGCCUCACACAAGAAGGCUACCGGUGCGAGCUGGGAAUGCUGCAGUCAGAUGAGACGGCCGAAGUCAUCUCAUUAUUCGCUUCGCUGCUUCGAAUGGAGCAGUUGAAGGCUACGAGACAGGGUGACAGUGGCGCAUUGACCCAUUUCGAUGGCGGCAUAUUGUCCGAGGCUAGCGUACACAUUAGCAGUGGCAAAGAUAUUGUCACUGUUGUGUGUGAAACAAUGGACUACUAUAUGCAAGAUGAGCUGGCCAUGACUGAGGACUCUGCCGUGAGCGUUCUCACUGCUUGUGUCAAGUUCUUGCAUGCUGUUCUGCAGAUCCAACCCAGCCGAGUCUGGUCUUAUCUCGCAAGGACAGAACUGUUGAACUCUGAGUCAAGAGCUGGCAAACUCACCAAAAUCACGGGCAGUCUUGACUUGGUUUCAGAGAGAUUCGAAUUCCUCACAUCCUCACUGUCUCUGUUUUCUGGACUCAUCGAUACUGUCAUGUCUUCCGCAGUCCAGCGACGGGCAGGAACCAAGACUACGAGCCGGCAACAGCCAGAAUCUAAUAUUUGGCUUGGAACCGCCGACAAAGUACUUUCCAGCGUGAGCUUUUCGAUUGCUCAAACCGCCGUUGACGUAUUUGAGAACACCUCGACAUGGAUGUUUGAAUCAGAAACCAGCAGGAUAUCGCUGUUGCAGAUUGUCGUUCCCCUUCUCAACAAAAUUGUCCUCGAUACGUACAGCAUGGGAGAUUCUCCCAAGCCCGACAAUCUCACGUCUUGCCUCCAACCUGCCGCUUCUCACGUCAUCGACUCCUUUUUAUCGCCUUCGACAGGAAGCUUGCGUUUCCAGCCUCUCCUCUCCUCUUUCAUCUCUACCCUCACAGCGCCAGAUACGACGCUAUAUCCUAACCGAACACAAGCUAUCCAAACUCAGGUCACCUCCAUCCUCGACUUUUCUACCACUCUACUUCGGGUAGCAAACUAUCUGGAACGCCCGUCGAUUUUGGUUGAGACUUACCUAUUCAAGACUUCCACUUUAUCAGCCCGGUUAUGCGCAGUGUCUGACCACUUCCGCGGGCCAGCUUUAUCGCUGCUGGAGGCCCUCGUCAUCAACGCUGGCCAAUCUGCCAGCGAACCUCCCUCAUUACUAGGAUAUCUCGGCCCACAAAUCUCAAAGUCUUUCUUACAGAUUCUUGCAACAAUCGGAAAACCCUUUGUUUUGCCGGAAGUAGUUAAGAUUACUUGGAGAUUCUUCUCCUCCAUAUUAAAGAACCGCCAGCAGUGGAUGUCCAACUGUCUUCUCACGGGACAAACGCCCAGAGAGGCCAUGAAACAAGAUGCUAAGAACGAAACGUCUGCGGAUUCUGUAUUCGCAACGGCUCUGUCUAAGCUCAAAACCCUGAAAGACCUGGAAACAAGCGAGGCGCUUGUUGUUUUGGAUUUUGUCGCAUCUGCACAAAAUUACUGGCCCUGGACGGUGUUCACUCUGCAGAAAGAUACUGCGUACAUAGAUGGGCUGCGAGCUUACGUUCGCGACUUGAAACCUUCACACCAGACAGUUAAAUCAAAUGCAGUGCUGGCUAGUAUCCAAGCAAGAAUUGCUGCAUACAUUGCCGAAACAUUCGCGAUGCAACUCUAUCAUUCGCGCCAUCUAGGCAAUGCCAAGACGCUUGCCAAAGCUUUAGUCAACGACUUGGACUACUAUCUGCGCGAUGGUGUUGAGGUGGCAAGCUACAACAAGUCUCUCCACAACAACUUUGCAAAGAACUUUUCCAAUAAAUACUCUGGAUGUGCCGUGGACAAUUUCAAGCGUACCAUGGUGGAGCCUAGAGAGCUGGGCGAGAACUAUUACUACGACCUGGACCGUGCCGAUGAAGUCUUGAGAUUUGACCCGGGGUGGCGUGGAAAGAGGAAGGGAACUGGCUUCUUGAACGAGAUGAAGCUUGCAAACGCCAACCUGUCACUAGUCGAUGCUCAAAUCGCUCUUUUCCACGCCUGGGAGCUACUGCUGCUUGAAUUGAGCACAUGCUUCCCAGAAAGCGAUACUACUAAGAAGCAGAUGAUGCAGGUUGUGCAGCAGUGCCUGAAUGCCAACCAGGUGACUCCCGGCCCUGGGAGUAUUUUCCUCAAGAUUGUCGACGCGAGAGCCAACUUGUCUCUCAUUUUGGUUCAGCGCUUGGUAAAAUCCACUCUUGCUGUCAAGGACAUCAACCAGCUACUAGAGACCUUGAUCGGCACCAUCAAUAGCGUUGAUGAACCGUUUGAAGCUCAGUCCAUUGCUUAUUAUCGAACUCUCUUGAAGACGCUGUUUGUUACUCUGCGGGCGUAUCAGGCGGCAUCCAGCAAAGUAGCCACGAACACUCCCGAUAAUCUCGAAGGGUCGAUGGUAAAUGUUACGCAAACUGUUCUCAACAUUCUAGACCAUGUGGUUGCCAGAGGAUUUAGAACAUUGGUCAGUUUGAUCCAUGACAGGGAGGCUGAUGUAUUUCCAGAGGAUCUGGCGCUUCUUACGGCAAUCAUGCAAGCUUGUCUCAGCGUUCCCAACAUUGAGCAAUCUCAGACACCAAUCCUGAACAUAAUGGCAUCUCACGAUGUUACGCAUGCAGCAACGUCAUUAUACUCGUGGGCUGAUAAACUUGGCGACCAAAGCGACCCAGUUUAUGGCGAACUCAGUAUUUUGUUCCUACUGGAGCUCUCAACUCUGCCAGCAUUGGCGGAGCAGCUUGCGUGCGAUGGCGUUCUUGGGGCUAUCUUGUCUGCCAAUCUCACCAAAUUCAUGCUCAGAACCAAUGUCUCGCCGUACGCAGAUGUACCAAUUGCCCAACGGUGUUAUGGUAUCUGGGUAAAGGGAAUGCUCCCACUCAUGCUCAAUCUACUCACCGCGCUUGGCGCUACUGUUGCUCCCGAAAUUACAUAUGUCUUGAACCAGUUUCCACACCUGCUACGAGCUAGCGUUGACCGAUUCGAGGCGCCGGGGGCCAGCCGGACAAAGGAGAAGUCUGCGCAGUAUCUGACGCUCCUUGGUACCGCAGAGGUUCACUCUUUAGCACUGCUCACGCGUGUGCUUACGGCUCUACGGAUGAACAACAGCAGAGACAUUCCCGCGGUCGAAUGGGACGCGACAAGUUUACUUGAAAACGUCGACUAUUGGCUUUCCAGCAGACGGCUUUUGAAGGAGCGGCUCCUGCCUCUGGGACAGCGAGAAAUGGAAUGGAGAGGAAGAAAAUUGUCAGGGGAUUGCGACAAUCUGCUAGAGGAGAAGGUGGUGGCACAGCUUGAGACCGUUCGAGAUGUGCUUAGCGACGAAUUUGAAGGCUGA